CCCAGACGUGAGUUUUUCUGCUGGAGACAGCAUCUGUCCAGCAGCAGGCUGCUGGAACAUGGGACAACACGCCAGGCUCGCUUAGGGGGGAAUAAACUAGUCAAUCAACCAGCUGCCGUGGCUUGUAAGUGGUCACCGGAGGAGAAAGUGCUCAUAAUGUAGCACCGAUGUCUGGAAAGUAAAGAGAGUUUUGAAUCGCGAUAGUUAGCAGCAGCCUGCUAAUGUUAAACCAGACUUUUAGUUAAUGUGGCGAGACGGGGAGACGCCUCGACGUGUUUUCAGGGGACAACAUUUUCUUAGUGCAUGGAAAUCAUGACUCGCAUGGAGUUUGACUGACUUUUUUUUGGGGCUGUCAAAACAAGCUCUCCCUGCGAUCAUAGCCACCCUGGCUAGGUAGAGAGCUAGCUCGGCCACAGCCAUGGCCAGGAUAGAGAACGGAGGACGAGCCUCGGCGGACACCGGGAGCAUCAGGACCGUCAGCAGCAGCCACGUCGACGACGCCAGCUCGCUGGGCUCGGACUCGGAGAUCAACGGCUUCACCGACGACACGCACACCGACAAAUACGGCUUCAUCGGCGGCGCGCAGCAGGGCUCGGAGCUGGCAUCUCAGGAUGUACCCACAGAGGUGCUCAGGCAAAGGGAGGUGAAAUGGCUGGACAUGCUCAGCCACUGGGACAAGUGGAUGAUCAAGAGAUUCGAUAAGGUGAGACUCCGGUGCCAGAAAGGAAUCCCUCCUGCCCUCCGAGGCCGUGCGUGGCUCUACUUAUCGGGAGGGAAGGUGAAGAAAGAGCAGAACCAAGGAAAGUUUCAGGAGCUGGACAGUCAGCAAGGAGACCCCAAAUGGCUUGAUGUGAUUGAGAAAGACCUCCAUCGACAGUUUCCCUUUCACGAGAUGUUUGUUGCACGGGGAGGACACGGGCAGCAGGAUCUGCUCCGUGUUCUGAAGGCCUACACGCUCUACAGACCAGAGGAGGGAUACUGCCAGGCCCAGGCUCCCAUUGCUGCGGUGUUGCUCAUGCACAUGCCUGCUGAGGAUGCCUUCUGGGGGCUGGUCCAAAUCUGCGAGAGAUAUCUUCCUGGCUACUACAGUCCUGGCCUGGAAGCUAUCCAGUUAGACGGAGAGAUGCUGUUUGCUCUGCUGCGGCGCAUUUCCCCGCUAGCCUACAGACAUUUGGAGAAACAUAAGAUUGACCCCAUACUCUACAUGACUGAAUGGUUCAUGUGUGCCUUCUCCAGAACCCUGCCCUGGGCGUCUGUGCUGCGCGUCUGGGAUAUGUUCCUCUGUGACGGAGUCAAAAUAAUCUUUCGAGUGGGUUUGGUGCUACUUAAGUGCAUGUUGGGGACUCGUGAAAAGCUGAAGACCUGCCAGGGUUUGUACGAGACCAUGGAGCUGCUCAGGGCCAUAGAUCCUCGCUACAUGCAGGAGGGCUUCCUCGUUCGAGAGAUUCUCGAAAUCCCAGUGACGGCACGAGACGUAGAGAGAGAGCAUCACACCCAGCUAAAGCGCUGGAAGAAAAACCGGGGAGAGUUAAAUUUCCGACCACCUCCAAGGAUGCACGGCGCUCGCCUCAUCAUGCUGGCCGAGCCCCCCAGGCGCCAAGACCUGCAGCAGAACCCCACCAUUGUUCUGGAGGCAUCUCAACCCACGACGCAACUGAAGAAGGGCAAAGAGGAAAGGAAGAGCAAGAAGAAGAGGAGCAGCAUUAAGAAAUCUCAGCCCAUUGAUGAGAUCCCUAAUCCAUACCCUCUUCACAUUGACCCUCCUCCUCCACCCUCAGAGCCACCUUCCCCACCCCCAAUCAGCAGCGCAGUGCCAGACACAAUCCCACAAACUGAAAAGGACUCACCUCACCAGCAGAGCACACCUCCUACAGACCUUCCCGCUGCCAAAGAAUCAGCUCUUCAGCAAUCCACACAAAGCCUUAGCAGCACAGAACAGGAUACGUACCUGUAGCUCUACUGCAGUGAGUGUGUGUGCGUGUGUUUGUACAUGUGUGUAGACAAAAGCACCAGCACGCUACAGUCAGCAGCCAGCAUCGCCAAAGUCUCUGACUAGCCAGCAUCACUAUAAUUCCUAAAUUGGACCUUUUGAUUACCUUGUAGACCCAGUUUGGCCCGUGCUGUUGUUGGCAUACACUAAAGCAUCUGGACUUUUUUGUAAAACGACUCCAAAACUUCGUCUUUCUGCUUAACACUCAUUCACACCACGAGUCUUAAUAUUCUGUGGACAGAAGAUACUGAGUUGCAGUUCAUAUGAUUUUGUAGGAUUUAUAUUGGGACAAUAUUGAAGAAACUCUGUCCUGCUGCCCAACAGGAGCUGAAUCAGUCCAGGCAGUGGAACUUCUCAUGACAUUAGAGUUCAUUAGGGGUUUGGUCCACUAGGGGGCAGCCUCAGACAAGUUCCAUCUGAAAUCAAAAAGCUGUUACAAAAAGCUUAUAGUUACAGCCCCCACCCCUCCUUAUCAUAAGUUUGAGCCUGUCAUUCAGUUUUCACUGAAUUGAGGAACAAUCUGAGAAAUGUAAUCUGUCUCUCGAGUACGCCCUGCCACAAUAUCAACGCUCGUCUUACUUCAUUCUCUCUGAACUGGUGGUCCAAACCCUUUAUGAACCGAUUCCCACUGUGCCAGGCUCUUCCAGCAGUUAUUGAUGUAUGUUGUUUUGACACCAGAAAGGAAAAACACUGGACAUUCCUCCACUUUUGACACAUUCCUGCCUUUUUGAAAGCCAAUCCCUUUUCUAAUUGCCAAUUGUAGAUGUAUCUAAUGUGCACAUUUUUUCAUGUGUUUCCGAAAAAAAAUGUGGACAGGGAAUUAUUAUAAAUCGCCUAAUGGUGCUGACCUUCCCCGUGGCAUUACUUGAGAAUCAAUUGGAUAAAUGGGUAUAAAUUAUUAUUUUUUUGCUAGAAUUUCCAAAGCAGGUCAAUCAUUGUUACAAGAUCUAUGGCCGCUACCUGUGACCAGGCUUAUUUAUGUGUACGGUCAAGAGCGAUUAUGGGAUUUUGUCACUUAUUGGGAGAUUUGGUAGCACUUUCUUAUGGUAAAUAUGUAGACAUUUGACAGAUUGUGAGUGCCAUGACAAUCUGCUUUUGUGUAAAAGUCUUUUGUUACCUUUCACAACGAAAGUAAAGGGAGUUUUGACAAACAUGAGCACACACGUGGAUGGUGUUGGUGCGUUUAAAAAAAAAAAAAAAAAAGUUUUUAUAAAAAGUAAAGUGGCUUAAAAAAAAUGCCAUUUAAUCAACUCUCGCACUUGUGAUGGUCGGGUUUUCUAUAAUUGCCUGCAUUACACUUUCCACAUUUUUCCGUUUAAUUUAAUGUUCUUUGUGUAGAUAAGACUUAUUAAAACAAAAAUAACAAUUUGUUAAAUUUAUUUUCCGUUGAUGCUAUUUUUUUAUUGAGCAGUUAAGGAAAUGUCUCUGAAUCCCUUGCAGCAUAAGACAGGAUGUUCUGGAUCAGCGUAUGUAACACUAUAAAACAUAUUGGUUAAUCUGGAAUUUUGUUUAACUUGGUAAUAUUCUGUCACUAUUUUACCCCCCUGAUUUUUCCUUGAAGAUAAAAUGAUGCUACUCUAAGGAUUGUCAUCGUUUUAUACUCUGGGGUAUAUGGGACGUUUGACAACUACAGGGCUUCAGUUUUACUGUUACAAAUAAACGUUUGGUUAAAUGCAGCUUGAAGAAUUUCUGUUUAUAUUAGUAUAAUUAUUUUUGGCUUGCUACCUGUUUGUUUAUAUGCAAUGCUCUGUGCUCGCCAGCAGAUGGCGCACAGGCGUCAUCACUUUGAAAGAUUAGUGUCCUAAAGUAACUGACAUGAGAAGUCAUGUGGGUCCCAAGAUGUCUUAAUAACUGUACUUUCUUUUAUAUAAUCUUGCACCACAAACAUGACACGGUGUUUAAGUUAAUGGUAUUUUCAAUAUUCCACAGCUAAAAUUGUUACAGCUCUACUUUUCAAUAAAGCUAAAAAAAAUGUUU
Cololabis saira (Pacific saury) is the source of this 3967-nucleotide messenger RNA. RefSeq names its product TBC1 domain family member 10A-like. NCBI's taxonomy places the organism in Eukaryota, Metazoa, Chordata, Actinopteri, Beloniformes, Belonidae. The transcript has 9 exons. The coding region runs from base 419 to 1954 and encodes 511 amino acids. The record is from RefSeq and is a predicted model, not a curated record.